Molecule: messenger RNA, 2475 nt
Organism: Aspergillus puulaauensis
Lineage: Eukaryota; Fungi; Ascomycota; Eurotiomycetes; Eurotiales; Aspergillaceae
Product: RINT-1 family protein
Exons: 5
Coding region: 1-2475 (824 amino acids)
Biological process (GO): endoplasmic reticulum to Golgi vesicle-mediated transport; retrograde vesicle-mediated transport, Golgi to endoplasmic reticulum; regulation of ER to Golgi vesicle-mediated transport
Cellular component (GO): Dsl1/NZR complex
Source: RefSeq, a predicted model, not a curated record
AUGGCAAAUCCGCUGUCUACUUUGUCAACGCAUGAGCGGACCAGGGUAGAGGACUAUCUCAACGACAAGAUACAGACCUCUGCCGAUUUCGAAAGCCUUGAGUCGCUACUUUCUACGUUGCGGGCACAGCAUGAGCUCCAGCGGAAGCAGUUAGCUGAAGCACAGGAGGCUCUCUCCAAUGCCACCCAAACCUCUAAUGACCAUGUCGAGACAAUCCGCAAACGAGCUGAAGCCUUCAAUGACCAGCAAGCCGAUAUCGACCGACGACUAAGGGCUUUGACGGGGACCGAUGCCAGCGAUGAGGCGGCGGAACGCUUUGAAGCCAGUAUUCAGAAAUUGCGAAGGCUUGAAUUAUCGAGAGGCUAUGUCACGCUGUUGAAGGAUGCGGAGGAAUUGAGUAAGGAAGCACUACGGAAUAUAAAUUCUGAGCCUCGAGCGGCAAUCGCGUCAUAUUCUCGCCUGCGAAAUAUCGUGGAUUCGUUAAACGAGGCCCAGCCAGCUGCCGAAGGUGCAAGUCCGCAUCUAGUGGACUACGUUGGGAGACUGGCGUCCAAACUCAGAGAACACAUGAAAACCGAGUUUACAACGCGCUUCAGGGUAACUCUAGAGCAGAUGAAAUGGCCGUCCAAAGAUCUGGAAUUUCCCGAAAGCCUCAGACAACAGUGGGCUGACAAUGUUGAGCUGCUCCUUGAGCUGCAGAUCCCGGAACUCGAGAACCACGACUCUGCGAGCCAUAAGAGUGUCCAGCCGCCUGUUUUGUUUCCAUUGGAAGCCAUGGUGCAUCCUUUGGAACUUCGGUUCAAAUACCAUUUUAGUGGCGAUAAGCCAACAAACAGACUUGACAAACCCGAAUACUUCCUUGCGCAUACGACGGAUCUGCUGAACAGCUUCGGCAGUUUCUUCACUUCAUUCCUUCAACCCAUAUUUGACCAGAAGUCGCUGGUUGUGGGAGAUCAACUGGCAUGGAACUUUCUCGAUGCCUCCGAUGCCUAUAUCACCGCACUUUUACCAAUGCUGAGGCAUAAAAUAUCAACAUACCUUCCUCAUAUUUCUACCCACCCUCAACUACUCAGCCAUUUCGUUCAUGAAUUGAUGAAUUAUGAUAAUGACAUUCGUGAAGCCUGGAACUACUUGCCCGACCCUUACUCGCAAGAAGAUUGGAGGGGACUUACAUGGGAGGUGCUGUCUAAGGAAGGAUGGUUCGACCGGUGGCUACAGGUCGAGAAAGACUUUGCACUAGCCCGUUACAAAGAAAUCGUGGAUACACCAGACAGCGGCCACAUCGACUACGAAGGGGUUGAGGUAUCUGCAACCAAGCCCACUAAAGCUGCUAUCCGCGUGAACGACCUUUUGGAAACAAUCACCGAACGAUAUCAACCACUGUUAUCCUUCAGCCAGAAGCUACGGUUUUUGAUAGAUAUCCAGAUCACAUUAUUCGACCAAUUCCACGAACGCCUGCAUUCUGCUCUCGAAGCUUAUCUUGCGAUGACCUCAACAAUUGGACGCACUGUGCAGGGCGCAGACGGACAAGCAAGUGUCGAGGGAAUUGCUGGGCUUGAGCGCUUGUGUAGAGUCUUCGGGAGCGCGGAAUAUCUCGAAAAGAAGAUGGAGGACUGGAGCAACGAAGUCUUCUUUGUGGAGCUCUGGUCUGAACUUCAAGAGCGCGUGAAGCAGAAUAGAGAUGGCGGGAGGAAUGUCGCCGGGUCUAUGUCAGUCGCCGAUGUUGCAUCACGUACUUCUCCGGCCGUGAACAAUGGCCAUGGUGGGGGCUCUCCAGACGACAAUCCGGAAGGAGCUCUGUUCGAUGAGACCGCGUCGGCAUAUCGUCGUCUGAGAUUACGUUCGGAGUCCAUAAUUACCUCAACCGUAACGUCCAGCGUGCGGUCGGCUCUAAAAUCCUACUCUCGCGUGUCCACUUGGGCAACAAUCUCUGCGCCCGCCAGCCCUGCAACUGGGUCCCUAGCUCCAACUGCGGAUCUAGCACCGGCUAUGCGUACUCUUUCUACCACAAUCUCGUUUCUUUCUCGUGCGUUAGGGGUCGCGCCACUCCGUCGAAUCGUUCGCCAGGUUCUUCUCUCAACCCAAACUUAUAUCUGGUCCAAUGUACUUAUGAGAAACACAUUCUCUACUUCCGGCGCCGCCCAGCUGGCAAGUGACAUAGCCCAUCUGCACAGCGUCGUGGACGUAGCUCUCGGUUCCGCAGUCCAAGCAGGAGGCUCAAAAUCUAUUGUGCAAAAGCUGGAUGAGGGUCUUGUCCUUCUCAAUCUCGAAUCACAAACACCCAAAACCGACGACCAAGCUGGUUUUUCUACAGAGGCCGUAACCGGCAAAGGCCUGGGGCUCUGGGGAGUUGAAAAGAGACUUUUCAAAGACAACGAGAGCGCGAGAGAGAUGCUUGCAGAGUUGGGUAUUGAGACUUUGACAGAGUCGGAGGCGAGGAGUGUUCUGGAGAAGCGCGUGGAGAUCGGGAACUAG